GAAGAAUCUAGGCGUUUUGCUUCGCUUCGGUUGUUACGUCAAUCAGCUUCUAUUUUUGGAUAAAUUGAAAUGAGUUACUAGUCGAUAAAGUCUACGGUACUAGUUUUGUCUAAUUGACUUUUUCUGUUUUUUCAAUCUACUCCGUGAUAAUUUUUCAAUGUAAUAGAUUGACCUCAGCAUAAUUUUCUGAUGUUGAAGAUUUAGUAGUUUUAAAAUUUUCUCAUAAAUUGUAUUGUUAGUUCUUACAAAAAUGGAAAGCAUGUUGGGUUCUUAUUCGCGGCCUGCCUCACAUGCGGGAUCUUGGUAUACGGACGACCCCGAUGAGCUGCGCGAGUCGUUCCGUUCGUGGAUCACAGAGGCGGGUAGAACUAUGUGUGGUGGAGCCGAUGGCAGCAUUACGAUAUCUGUGUGGCUCAUGUUUCUUUUUCGAACCAAUGCGUGAAGCAUGAAGAUCUUGGGAAGCAAAUGCUUUUUUUUGAUUCCAUCAUCACCUAUUAAGUAGAAAAGUAGAGUCUCCUCUUCAUCUAAGUAAAUCAUGCAUCUUCAUCUAACUAUAGACUCGAGAUUGCUUCUCCAUCUAAGUAUAGCAUGAGGAGCUUUUCUGCUGGAUCGUUGUCGUCGCGCGCUCGAGCAGUCAUUGCCCCACACGCAGGAUACUCUUACUCUGGGCCUACGGCGGCUUAUGCGUAUUUUCAGCUACUGGAGGCCCUUCGAUUAGUGCUAGAGGCGACCCAUCUCUCUCCAUCAGACCAGCAUGUUUUACUUGUUUAGAAGAGGAAAGCUUUUAAUACAACUUAGAAAAAUGCGAACGACUUAUUACCUUUUAGGCGGUGCAAACUAAUGAUGAAUAACAGUUAGACAUACGGCAAGCGAUGCUGAUCGAAUCAAGGCAACUACAGAUGGGUCGCUCUCUGCCUUUAAUCUUAGACCGAAAUGGUUGCAAAAUCCGCCGCGUCGUGGUUCUCCACCCAAGUCAUCACGUGUAUCUGAACACCAUCGCCCUUACCGGUGCCCAUGAACUGAACACGGUUCUAGUUAAGACUCUGGUACUUUCGCCAAUCGAUCAUCACAGCGUGAGCACCUCAUUGAGUUUUAAAUUUGCAAUUCGACAAAUUUGGGUUCCCCUUAAUUGUGUAGGAACUUUGAAGAAACAAAUGUAAAGUGAAAGUAACCUACCUCCGCGAACAAAGGUCUCUAUCAUUGAAGAGAUGAGUAUAGAGAGUGAACUACCUUCCAGGAAGCUCUUUACAAGUGACACACAUGACAAGUUCUAAUGUAGGUCCAUUACCAGUUGACGUACCUUGGUUGCGCUCGCUACUGUCCUUGCAGGAGGAAACUGCUUCCUCGAGCUCCACAGGUGCCUUCCCUUGCGGGAUUCAGGUAAUGAACGCGAAGGUGGACACAGACGAGCACAGUGGCGAGAUGCACUAUCCCUAUAUCUUAAGGGUGGGAGUAGUAGAGAAGCAUUGCUUUGGUCAUCUAAAAUAGUUGAGUAUUCCCACGCUCCCAGUGGUAAAGAAGAUGUACUCAUACUUAUCACGGUGUGAAGUCUACCACGGGAUGGCCUUACUGAUGAUCAUAUUUAACACAUGGUGCGAAGCAUGUUGAAGGCCCAACUCACAUACUUCAGAAGUUGUUGUCGGAUUUUUUUCCUCUGGAUGAACGAGGUGAGGGGGAUACAUGUUCCUCUCAGGAAAGAGUCACACUGACAGCGUUUUACUCGAGUAAAUCACCUAUUCUAAGUUUGAGACAGGGUCAGGAGAAACUCCUUACUUCUAAGUCCGCGCUAUUGUCUAGAAGAGGCGGGGCAAGCGGCGAACGUGAAAGUAGCGGCCCUGAUGGUAGGAAGCAUGGACGCGACGCGGGAGGCCGCUUUUGGCAAAGCGCUUCGGAAAAUGAUGAUAGAUGGUAUAAUCCCUCGCACAUUUGUUUUCUUGUUGUGCUCGAAAUGUAUGAUAGAUACGUAGUACUAGAGGCUUCUAUGCUAUUAAAUCGCUUAUUCAUUUGAUGUCAAACAACAACAAGAUCUUUUCAACACUGCAGAUCCGUCGAAUUUUUUUGUGUUGUCCUCGGAUUUUUGUCAUUGGGGCCGCCGGUUCGACUUCUGCCCGUGCCCUGCAGCCGGACAGCAACCUAUCUCUUCGUACAUCGAAGAACUGGACCGAGAGGGAAUGGACUUAAUGUGCACCCAGGAUCCUUGGGCGUUUGACGGCUACUUGAGGAGAACGCAAAAUACCAUCUGCGGUCGGCAUCCGAUUUCCUUGUUCCUUUUCAUGCUCUCCUCUGCGACGACGAGGCACAAAAACAACUUGCAGCUCAACAACACGAGAGGAGAAGAAGGUUCUUAAGGUGAUGUUCUUACGAUUACUUAACCAAUUGAUCAGAUGAACAGAUUUUUGAUUUUGUAUCUGAUAUUAUUUAGAAGUACCGAACAAAGAAGAUGAGAAAAUUAUCCUCUUCUUUCGAAUGAAUCUUCAAUCUACUUUUUUAAUGUUGAGCAUUUUCUAAGAAUUACUGCGCAAUGCUGAAGAGGAUGAGUUCAGCAUCGAGAGAAGGGCGGGGUCAAAAAGGAGCAAGUCGAAUACGGGAGGUGCGCGAUAUGAAAACUUCCUCCGAGAGCCUCCAUGUCCAUCUAGAAUCGACGAGAAGCACCCCAUUUUUACGAUAGAGCACUUGCGCUACGCCCAAUCAGGGGAGGUUUUCGACGCACGGCGUGAUAGUAGUGUUAGCUAUGUCUCAAUGGUGAUCAAAGAAGCCACUGCAUCCUGAUCAAAGAAGCCACGGGAUUUGGAUCAAAGAAGCCGAUAACUGUAUCUUGACAACGGAAAAUUUUUUGAUGCCUUAGAAUAGCAGGUAGUACACCAACAUUCGCCGAUGUAAGUGACAACCUUGGGCGCUGCUGCAGUAGCUUAUCCCGUAUGAAAAUUUGAGCAGAUAUGGCGAUAUUUUUCACAACAGAUAGUUUCGUCUCGUCUUGAGUACUCAAAAAAAGAUACGCUGGAGAAUGUGCGCUUGACAUUUUGGCGUCAUAAUGUAAGUUUAAUAUCCGGCUCUUUUCUAAUACACCUAAUGAACUCAAUACAUUUGAUCGCUCACAAAGUCCAUCAGCAUCAGCAUAAAACCCAUACAUGUGGUAGUACAUCAAUCCGGGGAGAGAAACAACACGACACGACCAAGAUUGAUUCGGAAGAACGAAAGGUUUCGGAAGAUUGAGACAGGCUUAGCGUGAAUUUUGGAGAGACCUUGGAGAUGAAAUUCAUAUUGGAAGGAGUAUGUGUGAUCAGGUAGAU
Messenger RNA from Amoebophrya sp. A25, 3290 nucleotides. NCBI's taxonomy places the organism in Eukaryota, Dinophyceae, Syndiniales, Amoebophryaceae. The record is from the annotation of a GenBank genome assembly.